Messenger RNA from Labrus bergylta (ballan wrasse), 5777 nucleotides. Lineage: Eukaryota; Metazoa; Chordata; Actinopteri; Labriformes; Labridae. The record is from RefSeq and is a predicted model, not a curated record.
UCUCUCUCCCUCUAUUAUCUCUCCCUCCCUCUCACACACAGGCCAUAUGACUGAGUCAAGCUCAGUUUUUAGUUUGUAGCCGUGUUGAGAUAAGGCUUUCUGGGAAACACAGCCUUGUUGAACAGCAUUCCAGUUAGAAAUAACCAUGUCGGCUCAACAGCUGGGACUUUCUGAAACGCUCUAAAACACUUGGAUAUAGAAAGUCAUCCUUCUAAGAUGUCCCUGAAGGCCAUGUCUGCGCCGCGCUCGUCUGUGUUUACAUUUGAGUCUACAGUUCAUUCCUCCCAUGUGCUGGGCCGGCUUGACGAGCAGCGUCGCCGGGACACGCUGUGUGAUGUUACCGUGGUGGUGGAAGGUCAGAGUUUCAGAGCGCACCGCUCAGUGCUCGCUUCCUGUAGCGAGUACUUCACACACAGGAUCUCGUCGCUCACACAGCAAGGAGCGGUCAUCAGUCUGCCGCAGGAGGUGUCAGUCGCUGGCUUUGAACCCUUGCUGAAGUUUGCCUACACAUCCAAACUCCUCUUCGGAAAAGACGACGUGCUAGAAGUACGAAACUCAGCCUCCAUUCUUGGUUUCAGGGACCUGGACGAGGCUUGCUUUGAGUUCCUCCUCCCUAAGUUCUCCUCUAGCACCCAGGGCUCUGCUCUUUUUCCAAGAAAGACCUGCUGUAAAAAGAAUUGCAAGAGGCAAUUAUCAGACGACGGCAUAGGCAUAUACUCUGACGAAGUUUUGUUGGAUGAGAAAGCAGUAAAACCAGUUGCUGAGUCACCAUUUCAGCAGGAAGAGGCUUUUCUGUUUAACAAAUCAGUCAACAGCCAAUUGGGAAGUCAGAGCAGCUCAGGCACUCUUACACCUGUAACUGAAGAGACAAAUUACAUCUUUCAACAAGGUCCGAAGUAUCGCAAGUUCCAGCUAGCCUGUGGGAAGGAAACUUGUUUCCCAGAGAAAAGUGUGAACAAUCCCCUCACAGUUAUCAGUAAUGACUGUGACCUCUCCUGUUCCCCAUGCUGCAGCAGUUUGAACAUUAAGAAUGAAAGUGAGGUCGAAUUCUCUGGAAAUUCAUCCUCAACUCUCGUCCGACAGAGCAGAGGCGAGGCUGAUGACUCGAGGAAAUUUGAAAUACAUGACAGGACAACGGAGGCUGAUAUUAUUAAGGCAGAAACAGAUGAAACGCAGGAAAGGAGGGAAAAUGAAGAAGAAAUGCAUAUGGAGGAAGGCGUCAGCUGUUCAGUCCUAUCCAGAGCCAACGCAGUCGCCUUGGGGCCAAGUACAACGCCUUUUGGGGGGCCAUCAGGGUCAAUAAUGCACCAUUGCCCCUUGAAAACCCUCAGUGACUGCCCUGCCAUCACUGGGUCAGUAGGACACAAGAGGUUCGUCAUGGACAUUACAGAGGACGGGAAAACAAGGGACUUUGGUUUACAAGUAUCCAUUCAUCAUGAGGCAAAGGAAGAGAAAGAGGCAGAGCAGAGAAGGGUCAAUGAUGAGAUAGAAAGAGGGCAAACAGUUAGCAUGGAGAGAGCAAUGAAUAAUGCCAGAGAAAGGAGCACCGUGGAGAGAGAGGUGGCUGAACACCUAGUUAAGUGUCAGGGUUCCGACUGGCAUUCAACCCAACCAAACUUCCAUGAUGGGAGUUGUUACCAAACAGGGAGCAGACAGAGUGGACAUGGCGCUCCUUCAGAGUGGCCCCACGUCAACCUCAGCUUCACCACGAGCUGCCCCUUCAUCCAAGAUCUGGACCAGGGCAAAUGUUUGCGGAAGGGAGCAGAUCUGUCUGAGUGCGAGGGGGCUUCUCAGUCAGGAGUGUCGUCCUUUAACUCGGGGGAGGACGGAGACACCGAGACGGAAACAGAGGGAGACAGCGAGGCCUACACGAGAGAGAGGGCCAGACAGAUGCAGUUGCCCUUCUCUGUAGACUGGAUUGUGGAUCAAAGCAGAAAUGAAUUCCAACAACUCCUGAAGACGCAGGAGUUUACACGUGAACAGCUGGAGUUUGUGCACGAUAUGAGACGGCGCAGCAAGAACCGCCUCGCAGCCCAGCGUUGCCGUAAGAGGAAACUAGACUGCAUCUAUAACCUGCAGUGUGAAAUCAACAAGCUGAAGACGGAGAGGGAGAAACUGAUCACGGAGAGGAGCCAGCUGAGUCAGCUGAAGUUGAAAACAUGUCACAAUGUCACCGCUCUGUGCCAGAAGGUCUGCAGUGAAGCCGACCUGCAGCCAGACCAGCUACAGGUGUUAGCCAAAUACACCUCCCCAGACUGCCCUCUGUCCACUCUCAUUCCUCACAUAGACACACUCCUUUCACAGCCCGAGCUGCAACACCGGCUUCAGGCGUCCCUCUCGGCCCCUUCUAUGGGCCCUCACCAGUACGGGGCUUCAGAGCAGGCUUUCUCUAGCUCCAGCAAGGAUGCAUUCACAGGUGACGGUCCACAUUAGCUACAUAUCAAAGCAAAUCAAAAGUCAUGGGGUGGUAAAACGUGUGGUAAUCUUGUGAAACCAAAGAUUUCACAACACCUUGUGUGUAAGGACAUAACAUGGACGGUGACUUGUGUACAGGCUGCAAUAUAAAGCAGACAAACACUUGUGAGCUCAUUAGUGUGAUAACUCCCCUCUAAUGACAAUGUCAUGAGAAGCACAAUUUUUACUUAACAUUUUUCAAUUCAAAAAUGAGACAGCGAUGCAUUCCUAUAUUUGACUUUUCCAACCAUUAUAUUGUGUUUCAGAACUUUCUGUAGUGUAUGCCUCCAGCUUUGCAAAAAAUGAUUCUUACUGUUAGUUUUGUGGUAAAAAAAAAAAAAAAAAAAACCUUCUGUCAAAUCAAUGCUGCCAUAUUGAAUGUUUUAAAAAAAACAAAGUUUAUUUUAAAGAGACAAUCACAACUUUAAUCAAACAUCAUAAAUAAUCAUCUCUGUAAGUGUAUGUAAUGUGCUUCUAUGCUCAGCAACCUCAGGACUCAUACUUAUGUACACAGAUGACUUUAUUAUAAAAAAAACAAAAAAAAAAACAUUUUGGUACUUUUUAACAAAAAGAUUCUCAGGUCAUGAUAGUAAGAUUCAGUACACUCAUUACCUCUUGCACUCAGUUCAGAACGACAUUUUGCACCGCGACUAGACCACUCAUCAAAUAGACUUGACACAGCGUGCGAUGUUUACUUUCUGACUCUUAAGAUUUCAUGCUGUCCUUGUGGCCUCCUGACCACAGUGACACAGCUCUCCUCAGCUGCACUCACCAGGACAGACCUCACAAACUGACCUUAAUAUGUUUCAUGUGCUGUUUUAAAAAGCCCACACCUUAAAUGCUGCCUCACAAUGUGUGAUUACAAUAUUAGAAGUCUUUAAGUGUGUGUCUGUUCUAAGUACGUAACCAACUACCUGGUUAUCUCUGACAACCUUAUCUAUAUUACAGUCAAGGGUCAAGAGAACAAUGUAGCUAUAUUUUAAAGACGGUUACAGUACGAGCUGAUUUAUGUUUUUAUUUUGUGCCAGGCAUUAUUUACAGUACUAUCAUUCUGGUUUUCGUUCUUGAAGCUUUUUCGGUUCCAAUUUUCUCCCUGCCUAUACAAAAGCACAUCUUCAACACUUUGCAAUGUAUUCCUCACUCCUAGUGAUCAAUGUUGACUAUAUCAUAUGCACAAUUAUGUAUGGAUUUAAUUGUAUUCUUUUCACUCAUUACAGCUGUUGGAAAAUGCAGCUGUUUUUGAUUUAAGCUCAAAUGAUUAAUUCAGUAACAAUACAAAAAACAUUGGUUUUAAUGAGGAAAUGCUGAGUAAGCACACUAAAUGUUUGAAGACUGUGUCUUUUUUUAGGGUGUGAAAAUGUUUAGAGAUGAUGAAUGAUGUAGGAAUGUUUUUUUUUUAUGUCGUAAUUUUCUUCAGCUGUACUUUCAAAGCAAUGCAUGAAAACACUGGCGCUAACGCCCCCUAGUGGCAGUGCACGCACAGUCACUUGAGUUGUACAGAUGUGUUCAUUAUGCUGCACAAAUAGCAUUUUUUUACUGUUGUCAUAUAAUUUCUAUUACACAAAUGACAUUCCUCUCGUUCCAUGACAAUGUCCAAAUGGAUUCCUGCAUUUUUUAAGCAAAAGUGACACUGAACAAAUCAACAUUAAAAUGUGUAAAAAAAAAAAAAAUCCUCUAAAUAGUCAAAGCUGUCUGUUAUCAUCCUCUAUUCACUGAGAUGGGAGCUAGUGCAAUGCAGUGUCAUUGAAAAGUCAUCAGUAAGGUUAAUGAGAUGUAAAAUCUGUCAGCGUUCAGUGUGAGUGAUGAAUAGCCAAGCUCACGAGGUCUUCAGAGAACUCAUCUCUCAACCUGGACAGAUAUAUUAAUGAUUGAAUACCUCGCUUAGCCUUUCAAGUUUCUCCCUCCUGAGUCCAACUCACUCUCUCCGGCUCUCUGUUACUUUUAAUCUACUCUAAGUUUCUCUUCACUCUUUCCUCGAGCCCUCCUCUCUGUUUUCUCUCUGGAGGAUAUUAAAUCAGCAAAGUCUGUUUUUACAUCUCUUUUUCUAAACUUAACCUAAUACUCCCAGAAUGACUACUAACCUAAACUGAAGUCUAUAAAUCACGGUAAUGCUGCUCAUUCUCACUGGCUAUGAUCAUAGAGAGCGACUUAAUGGGGAUAUCAGCUCCCUCAGUUUAAUAGAUUUUGGCACAGGGGAGUGGGAACAGAAAGUGGCUGAGGUCCCAGGGCUUUGAGAGGAGAAAUUCGCCCUCACAGAGGAGGUCAUUUGCUCGGGUUUUCACACGCUGUAAUUAAGUCUUAAAUCCAGUUAUUCUCAAGUGACUGCACUUCACUUUAGGGCAUCAGUGUGUUGCGUUGUUGUAUAGCCUCAGAAAUCAGGUAAUCUAUGUCUCAAAGUGAGAUAUCACCUAUACUAUGAACGUUGUUGUAGUUUUAUUCAGAAAAAAAGGAGAGGUAAGCAAAUGGUAAUUAAAAAAAGGAAAAACCCUUUCAGAAUGCUGUGCUGCUGCUGCUGUGCUCUUAGUUUGCCAGCAGAUGGCAUCACAUGAACAUGUAUUAACAGAGGACAGAGGGGAAAAAAGGUUUGAUAGUGAUCAGUUGAAGCUUUCUUUUAGAUUGAAGAUUAAUGUGUGUCCAGACAAACUCUAUUGCUCUUCAUGUGGUUAAACCUGCUGCAUAUGUUAUUAUCUGCGUUUUAAGGCAUGAUCUGCUAGCUAUAGUCUGAAUUCUGAUAGAAAAUAUCUUACAAGCUGCUGAAUUAGACCUGUUUGAUUCUCGUCUUUAGCUGCAUUCCCCCCUAAUGAGCUGCCUCUAAUCUUUUGUCGCUGCAAGAUUUAAGUGUCACUUUUGUUCCAUCUCAUUGUCUUCCCUCACUACCUCCUUUCCUACCCAUCCCUCUUCUCUCAGUGUCUCUUUCUCUCAGAGAGAAUAUGUGGGUGUUUUUUUUCUGUAGGUGGUUCUCUGGCACAGCCGGAGAAUCACAGCGAGCACAAUAUGGUGGGCUCAUAAUCCCAAUAAUGAAUAGUUAGAUCCGUGCCAGCUGUUGUCGUAGGAAGAGUUAACAAGACAAGAACUUUGGGAUUUUUUCCCACCCGAAAUGAAAUUAAAAGUUGAGUCAUAUUGUUUAAUUGUUAUUUCCAUCUUUGGAAUUAGAAUUAGAAUUCUAACAUUAUUACUGUUACUCUUUCAACUCCAUUUAUGUUCAGGACAUUGUUGAAGUCAGGAGAGAGCUUGUUUUGUACUCUGUGUGCCUAUUUAUUUAUGUUUUAUAUCUUUUUGAUAUCAUUUGAUGAAUUCCAGAUGAUAAAAGUUGUCCAAAGUGG